GACGGGGAGCGGGGAAAUUGAGAAACUGAGCCGGGGCGCUGUAACUUUACCCGUGGAGGACAUGAUGCACCGCGGCCCGUAUCGGUAAACAGCCAGCAGUGUGAUCCGUGUAUUAUAGUCGCUUUAUUUUAUACAGGCUGCUGCAGUGUGUACUGAGGGCAUGAGGGCCUGUGUGUUAUGGACAGAUAGAUAGUAGCUGUAGAGACAGGAGCUAGUGUGUGUGUGUGUGGGAUGCGGUGUGUGUGAGCCGGUUUCCUGCUCGUUCCGACCGGGUGAAGAUCAUCAUGCCCAGCCUGCAGAAGAAGGUGGUGUUCUCGGUCGGUGGAGCGCUGAGCUUCGCCGCUGUGCUGCUGGUGGCGGCGGCCAUGGGGACCCGCUGGUGGGUGCAGGCCAGCGUGCUGUGCCAAACCGGCGCCCAGCUGGUGAACGCCACGGGCUCAGAGCUGCACAAAUUCAUGGGCACGGUGAGCUACGGGCUUUUCCACGGUCAGAGGCUGAAACAGUGCGGUCUGGGGGGAAGACCACUCUCCUUCUCAUUUUUUCCUGACCUGGUGGACGUGAUGCCGUCUAGUCUUCAUGUAAGCGUGAUAUUCUUCUGUGCAGUGCUCAUCGUCUUCUCUUCUGUAUGCUGUGCCUUCUUCAUGUUCAAUGCCUUUGGCAAUCCAUAUGAAACCCUGCAUGGACCACUUGGCCUGUACUUGUGGAACAUGAUCAGCUGUCUGUGCAGCUGUAUGGUCUUAAUCCUCUACGCAGCAGAGGUCAAACUGCAUCGUCUGUCUGAGAUCAUCGCUAACUACAAAGAGGGCAACUUUGUCUACAAGACAAGCAGCGAGAAGUUCGACCGCUCCUUCUGGUUCAUAUUCCUUGUCUUCCUUAUUCACUGCCUUAACAUCCUCCUGAUCCGCCUGUCGGGGGUCCAGUUUCCUUUCCAGGGGGCCAAAGAGUCGGACGCCACCACGGGUGCAGCAGAUCUCAUGUACUGACCAGUCCUAUUGUUCACCAGCUCUGCCACCCGGACGCGACACUCUAUCGUGGCUAUUAGCCCUCCUCAAUAGGAGUCUUGCAUCUUGCAGCAUCCGUUGUUGUGGUUUGUUUACCGAUGAAUAGGCGAGGCACAUCUGAGCCUGCUAAGCUGCAUCCUUUCACUUUCAGAAGAGGCACAGGCCGCAGAGAUAGCGUGCUGGCUGGGUCUGUGAGAGAUAAUUUGUAGCUAUCUCUCUGCAGGGAGGCUAGUGGAGGCACCCAGUCUUUCAGCCAGAACUCUGAUUGCGUAUUCUGUUCAUUGCCAACGCAAUUAAGACUGAGGACUUUAAAUGAAUUGUUGAAAUGUAGAAAUGUUUUAGUCAGAUCUGUUUCUCCUGUAAGGAAACUACACUACAUACUAAAAGGGCUUAAAAUGGUUCUUUAAGUGAUGCUACAGAAAAAAAACUCCUUUGGGUACAUAAAGAAACAUGCUUGAAAUAGAGAGAGAGAAUAAAAAGAAUACAUUCUAAGAUCCUUGAAGAACCAUUACUUGAUGUGAAGGUUGUUUGUAAAUUAAUAUUUAAUAUUUUUCUUCAUACCAUGACUUGCCACGGGACAGGAAAUAUUGUGUAUUGUGUCCUAUACAUUUUCCAUGUCCCUACAAAAUGAUGCACUGACCUGUAUGAUAUUUGCAUGGGGUCUUCUGCAUUGAGUUGCUUGUCUGUUUGUUCCAAACCAUUCACAAGAAAACACCUAAAUACUUAUACAGGUGUGGGCAUUUCCAACCCAUCCCCUAAGGUAGCACAUGCUAUUCAGUAUAACUUUCGUCAUGUCUGUACCCAUUUUUAUGUCAGCCACUGUUCUCAAAUAUGGACCUUAAAUCCAGUUUUCAGUAUGUCCUGGAAGUGAAGUGAAAAGUUAAAGGAACCAAUAAUCACGAAGUCAAAAGUCUGUAUUGAUGGUUGAGGUUUGGAGACUGGUGCUCUGUAACAUUCCUCAUAGAACCAUCUAAUAGAAGCAUAUUUAUUUUUCCGAGUGUAUAUUCUUAUUCAUAGUGUGUAUAUAGAUAUUCUGGAACACUAUGUUUAAUUGGAUUUUUUUAACUAUUAAUCUUGGGUAUAUUCUUGUUUAGACACCCAACCACAAAGUGCCAAGGAUCAUGACUGUUAUGAAUAUCAAAUGUACUUCAAAUCAUGAAUGCUGAAUUAAUUUUAAUGACUUUGUACCCAACUGAAUAAGAUAUUUAGUAAUAAACAUUUUAACUAUUUUAAGAAUUAUAUAAUUCUUAGAUGUGAUCAAGUAAAAAAAUGUAAAAUAGUUAAAUAGUUGAUUGAGGCGUAACUGUGGUUUUGUAAAAGAAAAGCAUGGUCACUGUAUUUUGUGUUAGUUUUCUGCAACUGGCCUACCAGAUGCAUCUUCAUGAUGGAUGUAAUUAGAUAUUAAUUGUACUUAGAGAUUUUGUAAUUAGAUGUAAAUGUGUUUUUGAUUUAGUUUAUGUCGUAACUAAUUCCAUCUAUUUCACUCUAUACCAUUUACAACGCACAAGUAAUCACAAGUAAUUUUUGCAAAAUUUAAAAUGGAACUGAAUUUAUGCAUUGUUGGGAUGCACUGUAUGUUAUGGGAAGAGUAAUCUGUGAACAGAUUUGAUGAACAUGUAUUAACUUGAGUAAGUGUUUUGAGAUUUUUAGACAUCUAUUUUAGACAGGUGCCUUACUUUGAAAGCACACGUGACCUAAAUCUGUGAUUUUCAAAUAAAAUUACACCUUUUCUGUA
Astyanax mexicanus (Mexican tetra) is the source of this 2736-nucleotide messenger RNA. RefSeq names its product clarin 1 (gene clrn1). The coding region runs from base 285 to 983 and encodes 232 amino acids. Gene Ontology annotation, biological process: equilibrioception; sensory perception of sound. The transcript is spliced from 3 exons. NCBI's taxonomy places the organism in Eukaryota, Metazoa, Chordata, Actinopteri, Characiformes, Acestrorhamphidae. The record is from RefSeq and is a predicted model, not a curated record.